AUGUCUGACCCUCCGGCUGCUCCUGGCCCUCGGGUGGCUGGCGCGAUGGAGCUGGGGGGAGCAGCCACUCUUGUCCUGGCUGCUGGCGCUUUGUGCCUGGCUCUCCUCUGGGAGUGGAAACGGCAGCGGGAAAGCAGCAAAUUUCCCCCCGGACCGACUCCUCUGCCGCUUCUGGGCAACGCGCUGCAGCUGAGCGGGGGAGACCUGUUCACCUCACUGAUGGCGCUGCGGGAGAAGUACGGCCCGGUGUUCUCGGUGCACCUGGGCCCGCGGCGGGUGGUGGUGCUGUGCGGGCACGAGGCGGUGAAGGAAGCCCUGGUGGGCCACGCAGAGGAGUUCAGUGGCAGAGGAGGCAUGCCCACGCUGGACAGGAUCUUCCAUGGUUAUGGGGUCAUCUUAGCGAACGGCGAGCGGUGGAAGCAGCUGCGCCAGUUCUCGGUCGCCACCCUGCGGAAUCUGGGGAUGGGGAAAAGGACCCUUCAAGAGAGGAUGGCGGAGGAAGCUCGGGCUCUGGUGGAGGAGAUCAGGAAAACCAACGGUUCUCCCUUCGACCCCAGCCGCCCCGUCAGCCACGCCGUCGGCAAUGUGAUCUCCUCCAUCGCCUUCGGGGACCGCUUCGACUACCAGGACCAGACCUUCCUGAGCUUACUCGACGUCAUCCAGCGCCUCUUCCUGGAGCUGAGCGGCCCCUGGACGCAGCUCUACGAGAUGUUUCCAGGCAUCAUGCGCUUCUUACCCGGCCCCCACAACCGCAUUCUUCAGCACGUCGAGGUGCUGCACGACUUCGUCACCGAGCGGGUGCAGAGGAACCAGAAGACCUUGGAUCCUGACUGCCCUCGGGAUUACAUUGACGCCUUCCUCAUCAAGAUGGAAGAGGAAAAGCAAAAUCCGCAGAGUGAAUUCCACACAAAGAACCUGGCGCUGAGUGUGGUCCACUUGUUUUUCGGUGGGACGGAGAUGGUGAGCGCCACCUUGAGAUACGGGUUCCUGCUCCUGAUGAAAUACCCAGAGGUACAAGAAAAGGUGCAUCAGGAAAUCGAUGGUGUCGUCGGGCGGCACCGUGGCCCCGCCGCUGAGGACCGAAGCCGGAUGCCCUACACCCACGCCGUGAUACACGAGAUCCAGCGCUUCAGCAACAUCAUCCCCCUGGGGAUUCCGCAUGCAGUGAUCCGAGACACCCAGUUCCGGGGGUACACGCUCCCCAAGGGGACAGAUGUUUUCUGCGUGCUGGGCUCUGCCCUCCGGGACCCCAGACACUUCAGCGACCCAGAACGCUUCGACCCGGGGAAUUUCUUGGACGAGAACGGCGGCUUUAAGAAGAACCAUGCUUUUAUGGCUUUUUCCUCAGGGAAGCGGGUGUGUCUGGGCGAGGGUCUGGCCCGCAUGGAGCUCUUCCUGGUCUUUACCUCCGUCCUGCAGCGCUUCACCUUGCAGCCGCCCGUUGACCCCCAGGACAUUGACCUCACCCCAAAAGCGAGUGGAUUUUGGAACAUACCUCCCGAGUACAGGGUCUGUGCCCUCCCACGCUGA
Emys orbicularis (European pond turtle) is the source of this 1530-nucleotide messenger RNA. RefSeq names its product cytochrome P450 2G1-like. Bases 1 to 1530 code for a protein of 509 amino acids. The record is from RefSeq and is a predicted model, not a curated record. The transcript is spliced from 9 exons. Gene Ontology annotation, molecular function: heme binding; arachidonate epoxygenase activity; oxidoreductase activity, acting on paired donors, with incorporation or reduction of molecular oxygen, reduced flavin or flavoprotein as one donor, and incorporation of one atom of oxygen. Gene Ontology annotation, cellular component: cytoplasm; intracellular membrane-bounded organelle. Lineage: Eukaryota; Metazoa; Chordata; Testudines; Emydidae. Gene Ontology annotation, biological process: epoxygenase P450 pathway; xenobiotic metabolic process.